UAUGACAUCGUUGCACACAGACAUCAGCUUUAAAAAAAAUACACAGGUUUCUGUACUUGAGAAAUUGAAUUCAUUCUGACUUCAGUGUUCAGUCGUUCACCGGUUCGCGACUAUAAUACUCGACCGUUGCGUUUAUUUAAAUUAAUCAACAAUUAAUUAUAAUCAAAUAAUAUGUAUUAAUAUAUCAAAUGAUUUGUUCCAGUGUUACCUCUAUAAAUUUCUUUUAUUUUUUAUUGAAUUAUUAAAACUAUUAUUUAUACUUGUUUUUCAUUUAUCUAUUUUUUACAAAAUUUUUUUUUCCUUUUUUGCAUUUUAAAUUCAAUUUAAAUUAUUUUUAACAAAUAAAAUUCUUUGUAAUGAUGAUAAAUUGGAUAAAUUUACAUGACUCGUAUUAAAUUCAGAUAAAUUUUUGCGCAGUAAUAAUUUUAGGAUAAAAAAAAGAGUAAAAUUAAAAUCAAGGUUAAAUUAUUUCUAUAAAGAAAAAAUCACUGAAAAAAUUGUAAAAUGUAAAUUUACAAAGUGUAAAGUGAUUUAAAAAAAAAAAAAAAUUAAAAAUAAAUUUAAAAAACUGUCAAAAUCACGUGACUUGACAGUAAAAAAAAAAUAAUAAUUAUUAAUUGAACUUGAAUUUUUAUAAAAAAAAUUUCUAGUAAAAAAAAGUUGUUUUUUUUUUCAUUAUUUUUCUUAAUGGCGUUAAUAAAAAUAUAUAAUGAGUUUUGCUAAUCACAUAAAUGUAUUAUAUGCAUAUUUGCAGUUACAGACAGACAUCCGUCUUGCAAGAUAUACAACAUACAUGUUAUCUUUUUUUUAAAUAUAUAUUUAGUGUGUGUGUGAAUAUUCCGGACGUGGACAAAUUUAUCUCAAAAACCUUGAACUUUUUCUUAGUUUAAAAGUAUUAAUAUUAAUUUUAAAAAAUAUGUUGUUAUGUCCUACAGGAAUAUAACAACAUCAAUCAUUUUAAAAUAAAUUCAGUCUUUAUUAUAAAUAAAUAAUAUAUAUUGAUUGUCUUGAUGCAACCCACGUGAGUGCCAUACAAACACACACCACUGGCCUUGAAUUUUUUAUAAUAAUUUUCAUUUCUUCUUGAUUUAAUUUAUAUAUAUAUUUUUUUUUAUUAUUCGCUCGAUAAUAAAUUUAUUCAAUUUAUUCAGUUGUAUAGUAAAAUGUGUUGUUAGUGCGGAAAUAAUAUUUUUAAUAGAGAUAAAAAAUUUAUUUGUAUUGUGGUUUUUAAAAAAAAAGAUACGUAAAUGCAUUCCUUGUGAUAACAAAGCUUUAAAAUAUACCAAAAAACAAAAAAAUAGUUUAACAGUGUAAAUGUUUAGUUGAAAAUUUGAAUAAGUUAAAUAUCAUCGAUCAAACAAUUCAAGAUGAUGAAAAAAGAAAAACCAAUGAUGUCAGUCACGGCAAUAAUUCAAGGUGCCAAGGCAAAACAUUGGGCUCGGGGUAACACUUGGUUGAGUUUGGACAGCAACAAUAUAUCCAUGUCAUCGGUUGGACCCCAAAGCCCGCUAGACAUGAAGCCCGACACGGUAAACCUCAUAAAUUCCGGAAAUUUUAGUCCCUCGGGACCAAAUAGUCCAGGAUCAUUUACAAUUGGUUGUCACAGUACUUUGAUGAACACAUCACAAGGUGGACAAAAUAAAACAGGAGUUAAUUCAACAUAUCCACCAAAUCAUCCUCUAUCAGGAAGUAAACAUUUAUGUUCAAUUUGUGGUGAUAGAGCGAGUGGUAAACAUUAUGGAGUAUACAGUUGUGAAGGUUGUAAAGGUUUUUUUAAACGUACUGUACGUAAAGAUUUAUCAUAUGCAUGUCGUGAAGAAAAAUCAUGUAUUAUUGAUAAAAGACAAAGAAAUCGUUGUCAAUAUUGUCGUUAUCAAAAAUGCUUAACAAUGGGAAUGAAAAGAGAAGCUGUACAAGAAGAACGACAACGUACUAAAGAACGUGAUAAUAAUCAUCAUCAAAAUGAAGUUGAAAGUACAAGUAGUAAUAAUAUACAUUCUGAUAUGCCAGCUGAACGUAUACUUGAAGCUGAAAAAAGAGUUGAAUGUAAAUUAGAACAACAAGGAAGUUAUGAGAAUGCCGUAUCAAGUAUUUGUACAGCAACAAAUAAACAAUUAUUUCAACUUGUUGAAUGGGCAAAACACAUUCCUCAUUUUACAUCAUUACCACUUGAAGAUCAAGUAUUAUUAUUACGAGCUGGUUGGAAUGAAUUAUUAAUUGCUGGUUUUUCACAUCGUUCAAUUGAUACUGAUGAUGGUAUUGUACUUGCAACUGGUCUUGUUGUAUAUAGAAAUUCAGCACAACAAGCUGGUAUUGGUACAAUAUUUGAUCGUGUACUAUCUGAAUUAGUUACUAAAAUGAGAGAAAUGCGUAUGGAUAAAACAGAACUUGGUUGUUUACGUGCAAUAAUAUUAUUUAAUUCGGAAAUACGUGGUUUAAAAAGUCCACAAGAAAUUGAAUUAUUACGUGACAAAGUAUAUUCAACACUUGAAGAUUAUGUACGUGUCAAUAAACCAGAUGAUCCUGGUAGAUUUGCUAAAUUAUUAUUACGUUUACCAUCAUUACGUUCAAUUGGUCUUAAAUGUCUUGAACAUUUAUUUUUUUUUCGACUCAUUGGUGAUAUACCAAUUGACUCAUUUCUCAUGGAAGUUUUGGAAUCACAUUAAUUUUUAUUCAAAAUAAUAAUAAUUUUAAUUAUAAUUGUAAUAAUAAUACUUUUUUUUUUUAUAAAUAUAUUAGAUAAAAUGGGUUGCACUGUUUUUUGGAGGGUAUACCUAUCCGUUAAAUAAUUAUAUAAAUAUAUAUAUAUUAAUCUAGAUAAUUGACUUAUUUUUUAAUUUAAUCAUUGACAAUUAUAUUUUUUUUUUUGAAAAAAUAGAAUAAAUACUUAUUUUGUUACAGUUAUUAUUAUUUUUCAUUUUUUUUUUUUGUUUUUGUUUAUUUAUAUACAUUAAUUUAAUAAAGUAGAGAAGAAAAAAAAUUCAAUAAUCUAUAUGUCCAGAUAAUUUAAUGUAAUACAAGUAAUAAAGUGUCGAUAAAAUUGUUACAAUUUAUUUUUUAUUUGAACUGGGUUGUACCUGCGUUGGUAGAUGACUAUUUGUUUAAAGCCACUCAUGAAUAUUGCUAAGAAAAAGUUUCAUAGAAUAAGGAUUUAUGAAUUGAGAUAUACAUGAAUAAAUUGACAAGGAUAAUUGAAUAAAUAUAAACGAGUCUCAACAAGCGGAGGACAGAUAACUCUUGCAAUUUUAUAUUUGCCUAGUAGAUUUUUUGAAAAAAUUUCGAAUUGGAUUAAGAGCAUAGAACAUGCAAAGAGGUAUUUUUUAAUUUUCGUAGCUUACUACUACUAAGUUAUAAUUCCCUCUUAUAACUAUUUUUUUUUUAAAUUUUCUUGAAAGAAAUUGAAGAUUAUUAAUGGGAACAUAGAACUAGCAAAAGGUAUUUCGUAUUUCUCAUAGCUUACUACUACUAAGUUAUAAUUCCCUGUUGAGUUAGUUAUUUAUGUUUUUUUUCGUGAAAAAAAUAUAGUUUUUUAACAGGAACAUAGAACUAGCAAAGAAAUAUUUCAUAUUUUUAAGAACUUAUCACUACUAAGUUAUGUUUCUCUAUUUAAUUCAUUAUUUUUAUUUUUUUUUAUUGAAAAAAAUAUGGUAUUUUAACAGGAACAUAGAACUAGCAAUUAUUUCAUAUAUUUUGAAGCUUACUUCCUGUAAGUUAUAAUUCCCAAUAAAUUUUGUAAUUUUAAUGAUUUUUCUUGAAAAUAUCUUGUAUUUAAACAGGACCAUAGAACUAGCGAAGUAGUAUUCCAUAUAUUUUGAAGCUUACGCUGGUGAAAAUAUUUCUCCACGAUUCCUCGUGAAUUUCUCCGCGAUUACUCCGGAUUUCUUCCAAAUUAACCCAUGCGAAGAAAUGAGUAGAGAAAGGUAUCAAAAUUUUCUCCUAAUCGACUAGGGUGGAAAAACGGUCGGAAAUAUUUCUCCACGAUAAGGAUACGCGGAGAAACAUGUGAAAAAAAAAUUUUAACGCAGAGAAAUUCUUCCGAAAUCAACGACGAGGAGAAAAUUUUCACUCAUUUCUCGGCAUGGGUCAAUUUGGGAGGAUUCGGAGUAAUCGCGGAGAAAUUUGGGGUAACCGCGGAGAAAUAUUUUUACCAGGGAUAUUCGAUAAAGUAACGAAAGCUGAAUUAACGAAUGAAAUUGAAAAAAAAACGUACAGGUGGAAAACUCAAAGAUUGACAAAGAUUAAAUUUUUGAUGGGAAAAUAUUUCUUGUUGAUUAUGAUAAUAAUUGGAUAAAAAUAAAAAUAAAACGAGUCUUUUCAUUGGGUGUUAAUUCAUUCAGAGUUUUAGACAUUGAAGAUCCGAAAUUAUUAUGUUUAGAAAAAUUAUCCAAUUUUUUAAAUAAAUUUCCACCACAAGUAACACAAGUUGAAAUAAAUGGAAUCAGUGAAUUAAAUUUAAAAAAGAUUGAACGAUUAAAAGAAUUCAUACGAGAAGCUGAUGAAAUGUUACCUUGCUCUGUUGCUGAAUCUGGUAAAAUACCAUGUGUCGAAUUAUUCAGAAGAACAACUAAAUCAAUAGUAAUAAUUAGUUUAGAUUAAAAAAAAUAUAAAACUAAUAAUACCCAAUAAUAAAUAAUUAGUACUUGAUAAAAAAUUACUACGGAGGCUAGAAGCCAUAGGCUCAGCCGCAGUAUUGGAUUCAUCGGCGAGAAAAAAAAAAAGAUCAUAACUUAUCAACUAAGUAACAUAAUGCGAAGGAGACUUCGUACUGAGCUUAAGAGAAUUGUAUUAAAAAACUAUAUCGCCCUCAUAAUGGGUUUUUUGAUCUAUUGAUAAAAGUUUUGAGUUGAAAAGAAAAAUGUAAAUUUUGAAAAAAUUUUUUUUCUUACUCAACAUUAGGGAGUAUAAACUAUCAGAAAGUCGGCGGAGAAAUUCGGACUAACUACGGAGAAAUUCAGAAUAGAUACGGAGAAAUUCGAAAAAAACACGGAGAAAUUCAAAGUAAUUCGUAGAAAUAUUUUCACCAGAGUAACUUUCUCUUAGUUAUGAUACCCGAAUAAAUUUAUCAUUUAUAUUUUUUUCCCUUGAAAAAAAUAUGGUAUUUUAACAGGAACAUAGAACUAUCAAAGAGGUAUAUUUCAUAUAUAUUAGAUCUUACUACUACAAAAUUAUGUUUCCCUAUUGAAUUCAUUAUUUUAGAUUUUUUUUUCUUAUAAAAAAAGCGAAGUAUUUUAACAAGAACAUAAAACUAGCAAAAA
Molecule: messenger RNA, 5255 nt
Organism: Aphidius gifuensis
Lineage: Eukaryota; Metazoa; Arthropoda; Insecta; Hymenoptera; Braconidae
Gene: Usp
Product: retinoic acid receptor RXR
Exons: 5
Coding region: 1368-2666 (432 amino acids)
Biological process (GO): positive regulation of transcription by RNA polymerase II; anatomical structure development; cellular response to ecdysone
Cellular component (GO): nucleus; activator ecdysone receptor complex
Molecular function (GO): RNA polymerase II cis-regulatory region sequence-specific DNA binding; zinc ion binding; nuclear steroid receptor activity
Source: RefSeq, a predicted model, not a curated record